Messenger RNA from Prorocentrum cordatum, 1486 nucleotides. The record is from the annotation of a GenBank genome assembly. Lineage: Eukaryota; Dinophyceae; Prorocentrales; Prorocentraceae.
UUCCCCAGGGACCCUCCUUUUCUGCAGCAGCGCCUCCGCGCCCGCGGCGCCAUGUCGUUCCGCUACGGUUACGGCGGGGGCCUCGGUGGAGGCGCGGGCGGCCUCGGCGGCGCGUACGGCUCGGGCCGCGCGUACGGCGCCAGCGGCAUGUACGGCGCGGGCGGCCUGUACGGCGCGGGCGGCGCGUACGGAGGCGGGGGCGCGGACAUUCAGGGGCAACGGCGGAGGGCGGGGGACUGGCCCAGAGGGGGGGCCAGUGGACCCCAUCUGGGCAUGGGCCCCGCCCCACCCCAGAAGGCGCAGCUUUGCCGACCUGCCGGCCAUGCAUCGCCGAUCGCCGCCCCCCCCCGUGCCAGUUGCCCCCCCCCCGCCUCGCCCCCUGACAGGACUGCGGCACGGCGUGCUGCGCGACCACCACCUCCUGCAUGGGCUGCGGCCCCGGCGCCGGCGCGGCGUGCGCUGAGGGCUCGGGCUGCGGCGGCGGCGGCGGCACGAUCCUGAGCUACGUGGGCCCGGGGGGCGACUACGUCCAGGAGACCACGUACAAGUACGUGGGCAUGGGCGCGGGCGAGUUCGGGGCGGUCCGCAUCCCUGGGCGCGGCCCGAACUGCUGCCUGAUCUGCCUCGUGCCCCUGGGGCUGUCGCUCCUCCUGCUGCCCCUCCUGCUCUUCGCGAUGGCGCCGGGCUCGACGACGACCACCACGACGACGACCACCACCCCGGUGAUCAUCACGACCACUCCGCCGCCGGACACCACCACCGCGAAGACCACCACCACGAAGGCCACGACGGCUGCGCCCCCGCCCCCGCCCCCGCCGCCCCCGCCCCCGCCGCCGCCCCCCCCGCCCCCGCCGCCCCCGCCGCCCACGACCACGGAGAAGAAGAUCAACUGCGGCGAGGGCGACGUCGUGUCUUGGGAUGUGCCCAAGAAGGUGUACUGUUGCCUGCACGAGGGCAAGGGCUGCCCGACGACGCCGGCUGCGCCCAGCACCAUGCCGGCGCCGGUCGUGCCCGUCGCGCCGGUCGCGCCUGUGGUGACAACCGCGAUGAGCACCACGUCCCCGUGCCCGAUCGACUGCAACGCCGGCUACAACGACCUCGACCCGCUGCAGUGGGUGCGUGGCUGGUCUGGCGAGAAGAAGAUCUACUGCUGCAAGACCGCCAACAAGGGCUGCCCCUCGGAGCUGCCCCCGCCCUCGGGCCUCCCGCAGGGCGACGCGCCCCCCGAGGAGGACAAGAGCGAGUACGACUGCGACGCGGGCUACCACCACUGCAUGCACUGCCUGGAGCUGUCGUGGUCCCCGGGGAAGAUCGCCUACUGCUGCAAGAACCAGCACAAGGGCUGCAAGGGCGAGGAGCCGGAGUGAGGAGCCCGCCCGCGCGGCUCCGCCGUUCGGGCUUGAUGCGGGUGGGCCGCCCGCAGCUCUCGCCUCUCGAGCGGCUGCCCCCGUUUCUGUUUCUGUCGUUGUCGAGGGGGGCUGGUCGC